Messenger RNA from Protopolystoma xenopodis, 327 nucleotides. The record is from the annotation of a GenBank genome assembly. NCBI's taxonomy places the organism in Eukaryota, Metazoa, Platyhelminthes, Monogenea, Polystomatidea, Polystomatidae.
AUGAAGGACGAAAGCUCAGCUAGGAUUCAUCGGGGUAGCAGAGCGGUGCGCCGAGAACCUAUUCGCACAAGUCUACAAUCACGGCUCCAAGGCAAUCCUCCACAGCUUCCAGUGGAACCAACUUACGAAACCCUUCUACCCGCCUCUUCAAACGAAACGAAAGUGUGGUGUGUCCUUUUGAGCGGCUUUCAUGAGAACCCUCCACACUCCACGCUGGCGUUCUCGCCCCCCUUCACCCUUGUACUGGGAAUGUUGAUCAAAGUCUACCAUAUUGUUGCACAGUCCUUCUUCCCUAGAUCUUAUCAGAGUCUCCCGCUUGCCACGUAG